Acanthoscelides obtectus is the source of this 3674-nucleotide messenger RNA. The record is from the annotation of a GenBank genome assembly. NCBI's taxonomy places the organism in Eukaryota, Metazoa, Arthropoda, Insecta, Coleoptera, Chrysomelidae.
GAACGACAAGUGACACUCAGUAUAUAUAAUUUUUGACAAGUAGUUCAUUUGUUUCAUCAUGGCUGCGGUCCUAAUUUUAAGUAAUAUAAACACAAAAUUCCGUAUUUUACAUUUAAAACGAUCAUUUAGCUAUAGGAAUUUCUCGUAUUUACACUCAAAACGAAAAAUCUUAAACUCGUUCACACCGUCAACAUACCAAAUCCAGAAGUCUAGCACUAUUCACAAGAAAUGCAAACAAGAGCGACCAAGUAUUGGAGGAAGCAUUUUAGCAUUGGCUUUAAAAAAAGUACCGCAAGCCGCUCCAAAAAGUCAGCUAGUGCGAGGAUGUUUCCACCCAGGAGCUUCAAUAAUCUCAAGGGACACACUGCCCUUGGACAGCCAGAAAGUCACUGGUACACAAAUGAUACAAGCUAUGCUACAAUAUAUUUGGCCAAAAAAUGAUCAACAAAUACGAGACAGGGUGAAACUCUCGGUAGCCUUGUUGGUUAGUGCUAAAAUCGUUAACGUUAGUGUACCCUUUUUGUUCAAAUAUGUUGUGGAUUAUUUGAAUGCUAAUGCAGCAUUGAACAUGGAGAGUGCACCCUCUACUGUGGCCACUGUGGCAACGAGUCUGCUACUAGGAUAUGGUAUUGCAAGGGCAGGGGCUGCUGGGUUUAAUGAAUUAAGAAAUGCAGUAUUUGCAAAGGUUGCCCAACAUUCUAUAAGGAAAAUAGCAAAGAAUGUGUUUCUACAUUUACACAAUUUAGAUUUAAAUUUCCAUUUGCAAAGGCAAACAGGGGCAUUAUCAAAGACCAUUGAUAGAGGUUCUAGAGGCAUAAAUUUUGUUCUUUCUGCUAUGGUUUUCAAUGUGGUACCAACAAUAUUUGAGUUAACAAUGGUCUCUACCAUUUUGUGGCUUAACUGUGGAGGCUCAUUUGCUGGUAUUGCACUGGGUUGUGUAGGUAUUUAUACUGUAUAUACAUUAGCUGUUACCCAGUGGAGGACUAAGUUUAGAGUAUAUAUGAAUCAAGCUGAGAAUGAAGCUGGAAACAAAGCUAUUGAUUCUUUGAUCAAUUAUGAAACUGUUAAGUAUUUUAAUAAUGAGAAAUAUGAAGCAGAGAAAUAUGAUGUUAGCUUGAAGAAAUAUGAAGAUGCUAGUUUGAAGACAAGUUCUAGCCUUGCUUUGUUGAACUUUGGACAAAAUGCUGUUUUCAGUGCUGCCAUGAGUGCUAUAAUGAUAUUAGCAUCUAGAGAAAUUUUACAAGGAAAUAUGACUGUAGGAGAUUUAGUGAUGGUAAAUGGACUGCUGUUUCAAUUAUCAAUUCCUUUAGGAUUUUUAGGUAGUGUCUACAGAGAGGUAAGACAGGCUUUGAUUGACAUGCAGACAAUGUUUACUUUGAUGACGAUGGAUAGUGCUAUUAAGAGUAAACCAAAUGCCCCUUACCUGCAUGUAGAUACAAAAAAAUCAGAUAUAAAAUUCGAAAAUCUCGCAUUUGAAUACGGGCCUGGAAAAGAGAUAUUCAGGGAUUUGAAUUUGACAAUACCACCUGGCAAAAAAGUAGCUAUAGUUGGUGGAUCUGGAUCAGGUAAAUCGACGUUAGUCCGCCUUUUAUACCGCUUCUACGAACCAAAUGCGGGAAGAAUCCUUAUUGGCAAUCAAGAUAUCCGUGAGGUUGACAUUGAAAGCUUAAGACGAUCAAUUGCUAUUGUACCACAGGACAGCGUUUUAUUCCAUGAUACUAUAAAACAUAAUUUACACUAUGGUGAUCUCAACGCUAGUGAAGAUGAUGUUAUAAGAGCCGCGAAGAUGGCUGAAAUACAUGAUUCUAUCAUACAUUGGCCCAAAGGAUAUGAGACACAAGUUGGUGAAAGGGGUUUGAAGCUAAGUGGCGGUGAAAAACAAAGAGUAGCAAUUGCUAGAGCUAUACUGAAGAAUUCUCCUAUUUUAAUAUUUGAUGAAGCAACUAGUUCAUUGGACUCCAUUACAGAAGCUAAUAUUCUGAAAGCUUUAAAAAACGCAACGCAAGGUCGUACCAGCAUUUGCAUAGCCCACCGUCUGAGUACCAUCAUGGACGCAGAUGAAAUCUACGUUCUGGAACACGGUGCAAUCGUGGAUAGAGGAUCGCACAAUUCUCUCCUUCAGAAUCCGAAUGGACUGUACUAUAAGCUGUGGCAUACCCAGAAUCAUUCGAGGAGUAUACCGAUUGUUGAGCCAAAGAAAUCGCCACUUUUGGAGAAAUGAUAUAGAAAGGAGUAAAUAUGUGUAUGUGAUUAGCUAAAAUGUCAUCUGAUGACGCGCAAUGAUUCCGUUGGCCUGGUAUCAUACUCAGGAUUUUAGAUAAUCUUUAAAAUAAAACCUGCAGAUGAUGAGGUGAACAUCGCCAAUAAAUGUUUUUUCAAGAUCUUGAAGUACAAGGGUGAUUUCAAAAGUAAAGUAUCUCAAUUUCUUGGCGGGACGCUUCCAACACCGAUAAUCUACGUACGUUUUAGACAUACCAGUAUUUCACGCAUGUAUAUCUCCAUAUAUUUAUUUGUUCUUCAAGAGACAAAACAAACGAAAAAAAGAUUUGGUCUGUGGAGGCUGAUCAUAUGCGCCCGCAUAAAUUUUUGUCAGGGGGCUGAUUAGACAUGGCAAGAGGAAACAUUUUAUAUAUUAUGAUAUGUAUAGGUUCCAAAUAUUUUUUGGGGAGCGGGAGUAGCAAAUCUGAUCAGGGGGGGGGCGAAAUCUUUAACAUGCAGGCAGUCAGAUUUUCGGAGCGGGGGAGAAUACCAAAGCUUGGAGCUGGAGAUCAUUGGUAUGGUCCUAUUUUACCGACUUAGUUCAUUGAAUACAUGUUCUUGGUUAAUUUCAUUCUAAACUUAUGCCGAACAUAAUCUUUUUAGGAACUUAUGACAGUGUUGCUCGGGAAGUGCAGAGUCAACCUACUUGACGCCAUUUUUUAAGAACAGUAAUCAUGUAUUUCCAAUAAUUGAUAUAUCAUUAUAGAGCUUAAACAUCAGUCUAUUUUUCUACAUAAUCGCCAUUUCGGAGUAGAAAGCACGGAACUUUGUCGUCGAAAUUAUAGGAAAUAAGUAGUUUCUGUAUUUUUAACAGAAUAGGGGACCUUACUUUUGAAUUAUCCUCGUAGGAUGAAGAAGCAAAUUGCUGAAAAAAUUAUUUCAAACUCGGCAGUAACAAAUAUCUCAAUUACUUUUUGAGACGUUCAUUUUACAAUGUAUGAAAUUUGUUUAGUGAUUCAUUGCAUUUUAUCUGGCGAAUAUUUGAAGCAGAGUCAAUUGAAAGGAACUCAUUAACAUUGCAGUUGCCUUUUAUGACAUACACAAAUAGCGAUAUUACAACUUAUUUGAUGUAUCUUUCGCGUCGUAGGCUACCAAGAGUAUUAAUCUAAUUACGAGCUUUUUCUUUUGCAAUGUCCACUUUGAAAAACAGAGAGGAACAUUUCAAGUUUCCUUUUCUUCUAAAAAUAUGGUUUCAGUUUUCUGGCCAGGUAGAAUACAAUGAAACAUUGUUUUUUCAAUCAUAGAUAAGGAAAUUUUGUUUUACCAAUGAAUUCAGGAUACAUAAUGUAACCUUUCAGUUAUAAAAAAGAAUUUAUUUUGUACUAGUCCUCUUUGUUAUUUACAGGGAUUCAAGCUACAUUUUAUUUAUGUUGAUAUGUACAUAACUUUAUUUAUUUUUUAAAUAAAACUAGAAA